GAAGAAGCGGACAAAGGAAUUAGUCGUGAUGAUUGCAGAAAUCGAGCAAGCAGCCAAAUCUCACAGUACAAGAACGCUGAAGAUGGUUUUUCCGCAAGACAGAAAAUCGAGAGAAGGAAGACGCCUCAUCCCGGCACAACGCAGCUACCACUAAAAUCCUAUCACUAUCCAGCAUUCACCACACCUGAGGGCUUCAAAGUUCCAACUGGGCUGGCGCAUGAUCCACGAGUCGUUUCGGUUCCAGGACAACAACCGUACAACGCUUUUCGCCUUAUGCACGCACCAGGAAUGCAUACGCACUUCUAUGAUUGUACUUGUUGAUUCUAUUCGAUUCUUCAAACUGCCUUGAUCUAGAAUGGAAUUCAAAUGCAAUACAGAAGCAAUGAUCUAUCAUGUCUUCCCUGAAAGGAGUGCAGCCUCACGCACAAGGAUGAACCUUUAACAAUCAUCUUUCGGGUCUGAAACCGACUGAAGAUAUGUAACAUCUUACUUUCGUUCUACUAGUUGAUGUUGUACUGUAUAAAAAUGAUGAAAUCCAUCCUCGAUGAAGAAUCUCUCCACCCUACAGCCUGGACGACGCAGGAGGGUUGGAAGGUGCCUGGGGGUUUAUUUCAUUGCUUAUCAGUGGUUGCGAUCCCCAAUCAGUCUGCAAUCGCUUUGAACAAGGAGAAUGGGAAUUGCUGUUCCCGUCAUUGGGCGCAUCGAGCACGAGAAAUGAAGGUGGACCUCACAGAAGCGGCUAAGGCUAUGAAGCUAAGAUGUAGUUCUUGGAUCAAACAAGUGGAAGAAUUUCGAAAGUCGUUGUCGUGCAAAUCACCUUCAGGGGAACAAGAGACGAGAGGAGAAGAUCAGACGCGUGAUGAAGCUGAUUGUUUUAUUACAGAACAACAGGAGGAGCAGGAACAAGGAGAUGAGGGCAGGUCGUCUUAUGAGUCCAACAACGAUCACGAUGCUGAAAAACAUCGUCGGCGGAUGCGAAGCUGGCUAGUAUCUACGAGUCCGCACUUGGUAUUCCGUAAGACUGAACAACGGCUCUUGGAGGUUGUGGAGAAACCUCGUACAGGUGUACUAGAUGAGCAGCUCUACAGUCGUGUAGGUGCCAAAGCAAAUAACGAGCAUGCCUGCGACAAGGAGAGUGCUCCUGCAGAGGAAGCGCAGGCGGGAAGUGAUGAGACCAACAAGAACUACAGCGAACCUGUCAUCAACGACCCUGUUCUUGAGUGUUUGGUUACUAACCCCUCGUCAAGAACACGUGGCACUAAGAACAGGGCAGGAGAGAUGCUAGAUGCCAAAAUGACGUGCGCAGCAGCUCCUCAAGAUGUUGUAGAUGACCACGCGAGUCUAAUGCCGCAUUCUCCUUCGGUGAUGGAUCUGCCGUUAAAAGUGGCCUCUAGAGUAGUGGUUGACGAUAACGAUAUGAACGUGAAUAGCGCGAAUAACGCAACUUGUGACCUGCUCUACGAAAUGAAGGACGUGAGCGUUGCCACGAUUGUGAAAUCAAGUUCGGAACAGCACCUACAAUUUCUGGAAGCGGGGAUUUCCAAUAUCGAAGAAGGAGAGCACUCAUGUCGGACAGACAUACAAGAUGCGCAAAACAGAAGCUCCUAUGGUGCUCAAGACAGUUUACUAGAUUGUUUCCCGACUACCAGAAGCAGCGUCCCUUCGUCCAGUAGAGGACAACAGGUGAUAGUCGAUGAGAUCGAUCAAAUUCUACUAGAGCCACCGCCACCGAGCGCAGAAAUUAAGAGGUCCCCGGGUGAUAUUAAGAGAAGUCAUCCGACAGAAGAAGAACCAGAAGAGACUAAGAAUAGCACUAGAAUUACAACUACAUCUUCUGCAUUUGCGGGCAGCAAUAUCAGGAAACAGGAGAGUUGUAUCAGAGAAGAUUUGCAGACGCAGACCACUCGUAGAAGCAGUAACGGAUCUCCACGAAGCACUUCGAUGCGACGAGUUUCCUUCGAUAGUACUGGGCAGACUCAGUCUAAGAGGACAAAGAGUAAAUCUCCUCCUCCCGCUUCCCCGAAAACUCGUUCAUCGAGUAAGACAAGCGCAAACAAGAUGUCAAGGUCCGCGCGUAGUAGCAAAUCUUCCUCGCCAGUCAUCGAUGCUCGUGGUAGUGUCAACGAGCAGAAAAGACCCUCAUCCACUGAGGAGCGUAAGACAUGCAGCUCAUCUGAGCGUAAAAAAGCGACAUCCACUCGCAAGAAUAGUCCCACAACUGUAUCUCGAUCCACUCGCAAUAGUCCCUCAACCGUGUCGCGGUUUCCUCCUACUGCGGAACCGGGUAUGGUUCGUUUGAAAACGACGCCUGGCGUGAAGCGGAUGGUUGAUUUUAUGGCAGCUUGUAUGUUAACAAGUAUUGAUUUUACAAGUUCAAGUUUUUCUCCUGUGUAAGCUUUUUCUCAGAUGUGACCAGGAAGGGCUGGCCAUGAGAUAUCGCAGUUGAGAUCAAUUCCUUUCUUUAUCUUUCUCUUCUCUUCUUCUUUGUUUUUCACUUGUUUGUUUCUUUAACAAAAACCGAAAAGGGAAAACAGAUGACCGAAAAAGAAGGAAGGAAACCGGGAUGCGAUUGUUGUAAAAUUGAACAAAGAAACCAAAGGUUUAGAUGCUCCCGCGCUUCGUCGCGUGCCUCUUUGCUUCCCACACUAAAAGGCUAACAAAAACUGAACAGUUUUGACGUUGUUGUUCCCAAGGGGAAUUUUCGUGUGUAUCAUGCAUGAUGGAUGAUGUUAUUGAUGAAGAAAAAAUUUUUUUAAUUAAUGAAUAAGGAUAAUAUUGGCAAUCGAAUUUUCUUUCGAGAUGCCCUCAGAUCACGAUACGAAUCAGAAGUUUUCUACUCAACAGAAGUGCACUCUUCCCUUACUCAUCCUUUUCUUUCCCUUAUCCUCCUCUUGAUCUUCCUCUUUGGUGGUCCUGCUCCUUUUCUGCUAUAUUUAUCGGCGAACAACAUGGUCUCUCGUACUCGUUUGUCAAUAUCGAUAUUCCAGAAAUGCAAAGCUUCAGUGCAACAGGAGAUGGCCAUGUCGUCAGGUGGUAUCGGACCGAGGAGCAGGACACCUGAGGAGAAGAGGGAGAAAGGAUAUACAUAUUACGAAUUUGUAUGAAGAGCGAGGAACAAGAUUUCAUGACAUUACUUUUUAAUACAUUUGACGACAGUAAUGCGUAGCGGAUACAUCUUAUUUUCAACUAUUAGUUUGUUGUCGGCAUUGAUUCUAGCGCGUGAUGUUACAGACGAGUUAGCAUUUUGAAGAAGAGUGAUAGUAUCUGUUAGAGCUGCCGCAUCUGCGUUCUCAUCUUGGAUGUGCAUCAGGACACCUCAGUUAGCGUCGUCCGAUUUUUCUGACACCUGUGCCGGAUGCCUUGGUCGUUUUCUUCGUUGUCUUGUUAUCCUCCUGGGAGGAAGUUGGGCGCUUGUCGAGUUUAUCGACGAUGGUACUCAGCAUUUGUGCGAUCUGUAACGCAUUGGACUGAUCCGAGCUAGCGCUAGCUGUUCCUAGUGCCAGUGACUGCUUGUGCUCUGCUCGUGUCAUACCACCUACUUGCUUGAUGUAUGUGUUGAUGUCCUUGAGCUUCUCCGUGUCAUGACCAGCGAUGUACUCGAUUCGUUCCUUGAUUUCACCUUCUAGACCACUAGGACCAGCAUCUUCAUGGAGGAAGGGGCAAUUAGCCCCACGGAAGCACUUCCCGAACUUUUGGAACUCGAAGCAACGGCGGGAACCAGAGGAGUUGUUGUUGUUGUUGUUACCACCGCCAUAGCUCGUCUUCCAGCCCCCGCUAUGGGAGUUGUUGUCGUUGAAGGAGGAGCCGUAGUUUCCGUAGUAGGACAUCUUUCGCUGUCUUGUGGUGGAUGUACACCAGGUGUUUGCAAUGCUUCAACGAAUACUUAGGCACUACUUGGAGACGCUACGUGACUAAACAGCUGACCUCAGAGCAAUCUAUACGAGCUAACUUCUCCAAUCUUGAAGGAGUUGUAUCACAAAACGCUAUGCGAAGAACAAAGACAGGCAAAGGUAAAGGAAAAAUAAAACUAAAAGACAAACUCGUAACAAAAAGAAGCCAAACUCGUAACAAAAAGAAAAAGAGAAACUCGUAAUAAAAGGAACACUUUUUCGGGGGUAGUGGUGAGUAUAAACCGAAAAGAAGGGCCUACUUACUUUACUGCAACACAAGUUGGGCUAGUUUUUCUUUGCUUUACUUAUUUGGGAGAUGGCGUGUGUUUAAGAUAUGCAGCGCCUCUCUAAUGUGUCGAGGCGAGUAGCUUACCGAUCUCAGCACCAUUGCAGCAUCUCUAAGCUCUUGGUCGAUGCUAAUUAGGUGCUUAUUUGAGAUCCCCGAUGUAUAUCGGCAUAAAUGGCCGACAAUGAUCCCCACGAGCUGCUUCUUGGAGUAGAAGCUGUCGCCGGGCACCACCACGGUGCCCCGGAGAGGUUUGCUCGAAGAGACUAAUACACCAUCAGCAAAUCUUACUCUAAGUCCGCAAUAGAUUAUUUCCUUAGAUGGUGGGCACUCCCACUCCAUCUCACAGCCUGGUACUUUGUAGCGAAGUAGCUUUUCAAAAAUGGAUGGAUAGCGAGUGUCUAAAACUAGCAGUAUGUCGUCGACAAACCGUCGACGAAGGAAAAGGCCCGCGAAGACACGAGCUUCGUUCUCGGUGAGUCCUGCAAACAUUUCAGCUUCACUCUCUAGGGCUACCAUGUUUGCGAGGGGGGGCGCCUCAGGCGUCCCCAUAGGUAAACCUCGCAACUGCAAGUAUGCCCCAUAUGGUGUAGUACUGAUCAUAUUAUCAGCGUUUAAAUGGAUAAUGUCUCUUAAAAAUUCAAGGGAUACUGGGCUGCAGCCUCUUUCCUUUUUCUUUCGUGAUAAGAAGCCAUAAGUCUUCUUUGGAACGUAUCUAGCUUGCUUGCCGUUCUUGUCCACAGACGACGGCUCAACCCGGGCCCUAUGAUAUAAGGCCACCGAGGUAUAGCCAGCCGCUCGCAGCUUCUCUAAGUUCUUGUCUAGUACUUUUAACGCCUCAGCUCUGUCUACUUCGCCAUAGAAGUUCUUAAUAUCAGCUGACAUAAUUGCAGCCGUGGCGUGGUUACUCAAGUGCUUUACUGAUAUGUCCGAGACAACGUCUUGCACGGUGUUAGUGACUAGGUCUGCGUAGAGGAAGCUGUUGAUUAUAUUAAGACACUUAGCUGCCCGUCUAAGUUCUGGGCGGUAGACGUGCUUGUGGUAGCCAGCUAGUGGGCGAAUCUUGAAGUCAGUUAUGGUCUUAUCCGUUUGCUUGAAAGCUUUCUGCUUUAUUAACAGCCUAGUCCUAGGAAACUUGUGCUUAGUCUUCUUCGUAUACCUAAAAAACUUCGUGGCCUCGCCGUGUUUUUGUAUGGCGUUGUGGCCUUUCAAGGGUUUGAACGAGCCCGACUGGUCUGUGUAGUGCUGGAGCCUGCGCCCAUAUAGAAAAGGACACAAGACAGCCAGGUCAGACUCGUCAGGCUUGUCCACUUCCAGGCAUGUUAGUUCAGAAAAUCCGGGAACUGACUGGAAUUCCCGAAGAGCCGGCUCAACUCCUACGGCCGGUAGUCCCCCAACAGAUCUGCUCACUGUCGAUAGGUAAACGUCUACGAGUCUUUUGGCUAGGUCACCCGCGACGCCAAACUUGGCGACGUCGCGUAUGAUGGCCUUAGACUCUUGCACGGCGUUGGGAGGUCGUCGCUCCUUAAUACUAAUAGGAGGGAGGCCCUGGAUUUUUCUUAUCUUGUUCGUAGUUGUAAAAACGUGACCACUAAGAAGCUCUGUCGUAGGAACGAAGUCCCUACAUGGUAUACAGGUGCACCUUUCUAGUUUGUCUUUUGUGUUGAACUUUCUAGAGUUCUCAAGAGUGUCUAGAAGUCUAGGGCCUGGCUUCUUUCUAAUAAUAAUCUUAACACGCUGACGGCCUAGCUUUUCUCUCAUGUGAGCGGCGAUCUCCCUAAGCUGGUCCUUUUCCCCAGGUAAGAGAACACCACACGGGAUGGAAAGGUCCAAAGUGAUGGGCUUCUUCAGCCUUUUCCUACUGUGGGUCCCGCGCGCUUUGGCAUUGUCCCGAACGUCGUCUGCCAAGUAGCACGCGGAGGUCAACCCAGAGAGGCGCCAUUGCCUUUUUAUCAGUAGAUACUUCUCCGCAGGUAUUCCUAAAAUCCAACGCCUAGUGUCUAUGGGCACCCGUGAUCUCCUAGACAAACUAACCCCCAUUGAUAUUGUCUUAGAGACCACGCCCCGCGUGAAUAGUUUACAGUAGUCUUCUCUUUUUUGGUCAAAUAGUUCCCUGCUGUUGUGGUAUCUAGAAAAUUUGGGCUUUUUCUUGUCUGUGUCGAUAGUUGCUACUAAGCUCGUGAGUGGUUUUGCAGUUUUUACUGCGUGCUUUUUAUUCAGAGUUCCACAGGCUUGGAUUGCUAAGCAUUCUAGUUGGUUAAUCUCGGUGGUAGACUUUGAGUCGCAUUUGAUCAUUCGCAUGAAAAUAAAACUACCUAUGUUGCGUGCUAAUUCUCUAUGAAGUAAGUCUGUGCUGUUCUCUGUCUUGUAUAGGACAUCCCGCCAGUGGCCUAGGGUUCUUUUUCCCAUGCCCACUUUCGUCUGUCCUAUAUAUACUGACUUAGUUCCAGGCCUGAAAGCUGCAUAAACGAGCUUUCUUUCGCCGAGGUCUUCUGCCGAGGAGCAUAACCCGCCACACACCUUGGCAUGGAGGGCUUUCUCCCUCUUAGUCCUAGCCUGUGAUAACCACAAGCCACCUAGCAAGUCACCUAGCAGUAAAAUCUCGUCCCUGAUUUUCUUGGGAAGUCCUUUAAUAGAGCCCCUGUAUGCCGGCGCCCUUAUGUUUAGGGCCUCGGAUACAAGGUACAGGAGCCCAGAGCAUUUCCGGAGCUCAGACACAGCGCUUGUACGCAAUAGUAUAGGAUGUCUUUCUGGUUCGAGUACGUGUAUACAAGUACACCUUCCCUGGCGAAAAGAGCACUUGUAGCACACAUAUCUACUGGAUUCUUUGAUUAUAAUCUCGUUGAGAAACCCGAAGAACUUGUGUGCCCUUUGUAGUAUGUAUCUUGUAAGUUUCCAGUCGUAUUCAUACACGUCGUUAAAUUCCCUGAGUAAGUGGCUCUUAAAAAUGUGUAACACUUUCCACAAGUCUAGCAGUGACCUACGUCUGAUGUAGAUGGAUCUAUUCCAGAUGGGUUGGUAAUUGGGGUCGUAUACCGGGUUAAACGUCGUGGGAGCCUCAUCACUACAGGCGAGAAACACCUUCAAACAUCCCUUAGUACAACUACGCAUGUCACUAUAUAAGCGUAGUUAUUUACAGGAAAGUCCAACAAAGUUAACAGAAAGGGAGCCAAAAAAAAUUGAGUAUCAAUUUCGACAAAUAUCACUAGUCGGGAAUUCGAUCAAAGGAUUAAACAAAAGCGCAAACAUCGUAUGUGAAUACAAAACAAAACAAUUUUAAUACAAAACAAAACAAUUUUAAUAUUUCCUCAUCAAAAACCCACAUAAAUAAAGACACUAUAGGAAGUCAUGCGCCUUCGUAAAUGCCUAACAAUAUCGCAGUUGAGAUCAAUUCCUUUCUUUAUCUUUCUCUUCUCUUCUUCUUUGUUUUUCACUUGUUUGUUUCUUUAACAAAAACCGAAAAGGGAAAACAGAUGACCGAAAAAGAAGGAAGGAAACCGGGAUGCGAUUGUUGUAAAAUUGAACAAAGAAACCAAAGGUUUAGAUGCUCCCGCGCUUCGUCGCGUGCCUCUUUGCUUCCCACACUAAAAGGCUAACAAAAACUGAACAGUUUUGACGUUGUUGUUCCCAAGGGGAAUUUUCGUGUGUAUCAUGCAUGAUGGAUGAUGUUAUUGAUGAAGAAAAAAUUUUUUUAAUUAAUGAAUAAGGAUAAUAUUGGCAAUCGAAUUUUCUUUCGAGAUGCCCUCAGAUCACGAUACGAAUCAGAAGUUUUCUACUCAACAGAAGUGCACUCUUCCCUUACUCAUCCUUUUCUUUCCCUUAUCCUCCUCUUGAUCUUCCUCUUUGGUGGUCCUGCUCCUUUUCUGCUAUAUUUAUCGGCGAACAACAUGGUCUCUCGUACUCGUUUGUCAAUAUCGAUAUUCCAGAAGGAUACAUGACAAUGAGCGUACAACUAGAAGCAGGCCCCUGCUUUAGUUUUCGUGAACAUCUCUUUCAUCUGGAUUUUGAUAUCAAACCUCUACCCCCAACCUUUUCGCUUCAUACACACCUUGCUCACGGAGCAGCGAGACCAGCCAGUUGGACCUACAUUGAUGUCGCUGCGGAUGCUGCGACCCAGUCUCGAGGCGCCGUUUUUGAAGGCCAAGCAGUUGGGAAAUAAAUGGCUCACCGCUGUUCGUAAUGAAAAGAUUCGUAAGGUGGAAUCGGCUGAUGAAAUCUCUGGACAUCUAGCUGGAGCUGAAGAGCCUACUUCGAGGCAAAGCGGACAAGAUGGAGGUGGAGAGGCACCUCCGGUUGUCGUAAGUUCUUCUUCACAUCCUGUUGGCAUAAAAACUAAAACGCCAGUAAGUGGUCGAAGGGAACCCGAGAUUGAGCCGGAUCACGUUUCGACAUCGACGUUUUUCAAACUCACUAGCAGCAGUGGAAUGCGCUUCUCGCCCUACGACCGCUCUCCGGCUUCCUCUAGGACGGCAGCGAACAUGAUGAACGGUGCAGCACCGAGGUUAAAUCUAAAUGUGAAGAAUGACAACAACUACAGUCAACUACAUCAACAAUCGCAUACUUCCACUCCUACUUUCACGCGACAGCCACCAAUUCCGAUUUCAACAGCGAGUACAACUACUACGCCACCAGUUGCGUCGCCUGUCCGGCUACAAGUCGAUCCAUCGAGAAUGAGUACUUCUAGGGUUAGCAGUCGCCGUCCAUCGGCUGUGGGCCAGAAUCGGGUGUUGUACAUCAAUAGCCCUCGUUUGCCCGCCUCCCCGCGGCUUGGGUCGCCGAGGCCUGUUAAUAUGCCGACGGCAGCUACAUCAAGUCGAGAACCGCGUUAUUCAACAGAGCAAAGGCGAACAGGGGAAUGGCGACAUUGAGGAUUUACUUAGUCGUGAAUUUAUUUGUGGACAACAAAAAUAAUGAGAAAAGAGUCUUAAAUGAUGGCGUGUCUACUUUUGGACUGCCCACUAUGCAUAAGAACGAUUUUUUGCCAUUUUUGGUCUACUUUCUAUGCUUCAUUCUUUGUGACGAGUGGGCAUCGUAGCUAUUGAGACUGUUACAUUGUAGCGAACUGAAAAUUUGCGAAACGGGCUGGCAGGCACCAGGGUAAGGAUCUCUUAAAUAUAAAAUGCAGAAAGCAGGUGGAAUGCUUCCACUCUUUGCUUUACAACAUGUCAGGUUCGAAGAACUGCAGGCCUGGGAUGGUUAGGACCUACUUACAUCUGCAGAAGUAAGAAAUGAACCACGAUUCAAUUAUUUUUUGAUCCCGUUGAAGGGUAUUUCACUAUACUGAGCGG
Amoebophrya sp. A25 is the source of this 9464-nucleotide messenger RNA. Lineage: Eukaryota; Dinophyceae; Syndiniales; Amoebophryaceae. The record is from the annotation of a GenBank genome assembly.